GUAUAGAAAAGUAUAAUUAGGCCAUGGAGCCAUCGGCACGUGAGACCUCGGGCGGAACCUCGGGCCAGGACCGUCGGCAGAGGCAGUUAGAGUUCUCAGAGAUCACCGGGAGUACCCUGGACCAGGCUCGGGUUUACCUGCAGAAAAACGGCUGGAGACUUCAGGACGCCAUCAAUGAUUAUUUUGAGCCAAGUGAAGAGGAGGAGACAGGUGUGCCACCUGGAGACCAGGCAGCUGCACCUGCACCUGGCAGUACUAGUCCAUUGGAAACUUCACAAGACGUAGUAUGCAUCAGCUCUGAGUCUGAGCAAGAUCUGGACACACAGACCGGCAUAGAACCGGCUACCGAAACUGGUCACAACCGGUCUGAACCAGUUCCUCCCGGUCUCAACCUGCUGACAUGGAACAUUGACGGCCUUGACGAGAGGAACAUUCUGGAAAGAACGAAGGCGGUUUGCAACACUAUAAACAGUCUGUAUCCAGAUGUGGUAUUCUUGCAAGAAGUCAUCCCUCAGACAUUUGCGUACAUCGAGGCCAAGUGCGACCGUUACAAGACCAUCGCCGUGGGAACAGUGGGAUACUUCACCGCGCUGCUCCUGAGGAAAAGUAGCAUCACGUUCGUCAGCCAGAACAUUCAUCCCUUCCCCACUACACAGAUGAUGAGAAAUUUGCUGAUAGUGAAGGCGCGGUUCGGAAGUGUUCCCCUGUGCCUGAUGACGACGCACCUGGAGAGCACAAAGGAUCACGCAGCUGAGCGGAAACGGCAGCUGCAGCAGGUGUUCCAGGUGCUCCAGCAGCAGGACCAAACCAACACCGUCAUCGUGGGGGGGGACCUGAACCUCCGGGACACAGAGGUCGCUGCAGUCGGAGGGUUGCCCGCCGGAACUGUGGACUUCUGGGAAGCGUGCGGAAGCCCGUCGCAGUUCAAGUUCACCUGGGACCUCACCAAAAAUGACAACCUGGACUGGAGUUUCAAAUUCCGUCCCAAAUGCCGGUUUGAUCGCGUGUAUGUCCGUUCUAGCCACCCAGACCAACUCGUUCCCGAGAAUAUAAAAUUUGUCGGGACGGACAGACUUGAGGGUUGUGGGAGGUUUCCAAGUGAUCAUUGGGGCCUGUUGUGCAGGUUCGCUAAGCCAAACACUAACAAACUCCAACAACAACAAGCAUAGUCGACAGAUGUCAGUUAUAACAAAACAGGAAACCCGGCCAAAAGAGCUAAAACAAGUUGA
Messenger RNA from Branchiostoma belcheri (Belcher's lancelet), 1229 nucleotides. Its product is annotated as tyrosyl-DNA phosphodiesterase 2-like. The record is from RefSeq and is a predicted model, not a curated record. Gene Ontology annotation, cellular component: PML body; cytoplasm. Gene Ontology annotation, biological process: double-strand break repair. Gene Ontology annotation, molecular function: single-stranded DNA binding; 5'-tyrosyl-DNA phosphodiesterase activity; protein binding. NCBI's taxonomy places the organism in Eukaryota, Metazoa, Chordata, Leptocardii, Amphioxiformes, Branchiostomatidae. The transcript has 6 exons.